This is a messenger RNA of Vombatus ursinus (common wombat), 1401 nucleotides long. RefSeq names its product 5'-nucleotidase, cytosolic IA (gene NT5C1A). Gene Ontology annotation, cellular component: cytosol; cytoplasm. The record is from RefSeq and is a predicted model, not a curated record. The transcript is spliced from 8 exons. Lineage: Eukaryota; Metazoa; Chordata; Mammalia; Diprotodontia; Vombatidae. Gene Ontology annotation, biological process: adenosine metabolic process; nucleotide metabolic process. Gene Ontology annotation, molecular function: magnesium ion binding; 5'-nucleotidase activity; nucleotide binding. Bases 1 to 1401 code for a protein of 466 amino acids.
AUGUUUCUCUUUCCAGAACGGAGAAGCAAUUUUCUGCAGAUCCAGGCUCCCAACGGCCCCAUUUCUCACCAAGCCCCUAGCAUUGGGCAUCGACCGACCCUCUGGUGCCUGGGACCCUCUCCCCCUCCCUGGCUGCUGCCCGGCUUCCUCACCCACCUCCCCAGCGAAAGCUUCCAGGACCGGCGCGGUGAAGACACAAGCUUCCACCGGCUCUCCACCGGCUCUCCUCCGGCCCCUCUGCAGAUCCUGCGAGGAGUGUCUGGGAAUGGCAGCGCUGCUGAGCUCGUGUUCUCUGGCAAGGACUGGGUGUUUAUUUCAGUUCUGGCCCGGGCUUUGUGCGUCUCCUUUUCCCCAUCAGAAUGCCCUCCCCCUCCCUCCUCCUAUCAGUCCCCAGCCCCUGGUCACAACCCGGCUUCAUACUGUUGGCCCAAACCCCAAAAUGCCAUCACCAUCGCUGUGUCGUCGAGGGCCCUCUUCCGAAUGGAGGAGGAGCAGCGCAUCUACAAGGAGAAGGGAGUGGAGGAGUAUGUUCGGUACCAGCUAGAGCACGAAAAUGAACCACUCAGCCCAGGGCCCGCUUUCCCCUUUGUGAGAGCUCUGGAGGCUGUGAACAGCCGGCUUCGGGAGCUGUAUCCUGACAGUGAGGACCUCUUCGACAUCGUCCUCAUGACCAACAACCAUGCCCAGGUUGGGGUCCGGCUUAUCAACAGCAUCAACCACUACAACCUAUUCAUCGAGAGGUUCUGCAUGACUGGGGGAAAUAGUCCCAUCUGCUACCUGAAGGCCUACCACACCAACCUCUACCUGUCCUCUGACGAAGAGAAAGUGAGUGAAGCCAUAGGAGAGGGGAUUGCAGCUGCCACCAUCUUCAGCCCCAGCAAAGAUGUGGCAGUGCCCCAGAGCCAGCUUCGUGUGGCGUUUGACGGAGAUGCUGUUCUCUUUUCUGAUGAGUCUGAGCAGAUUGUGAAGGCCCAUGGGCUCGACAUGUUCUUUGAGCAUGAGAAGACAUAUGAGAACAAGCCCCUGGCUCAGGGCCCCCUAAAGGGUUUCUUGGAGGCCCUGGGCAGACUGCAGAAGAAGUUUUACUCCAAAGGCCUAAGGCUGGAGUGCCCGAUCCGCACCUACUUGGUGACAGCACGUAGUGCUGCGAGCUCAGGGGCUCGUGCCCUGAAGACCCUCCGCAGUUGGGGCCUGGAGACAGAUGAGGCCCUGUUCCUGGCUGGAGCCCCCAAAGGCCCCCUGCUUGAAAAGAUUCGUCCACACAUCUUCUUUGAUGACCAGAUGUUCCACGUGACUGGGGCACAGGAAAUGGGCACUGUGGCUGCCCACGUCCCCUAUGGCGUGGCCCAGGCACCCCGGCGGACAGCGCCAGAGAGGCAGGCCCCCCCAGCAGCUCAAUAG